Molecule: messenger RNA, 8183 nt
Organism: Cynoglossus semilaevis (tongue sole)
Lineage: Eukaryota; Metazoa; Chordata; Actinopteri; Pleuronectiformes; Cynoglossidae
Gene: atr
Product: ATR checkpoint kinase
Exons: 48
Coding region: 160-8001 (2613 amino acids)
Biological process (GO): DNA damage checkpoint signaling; DNA repair; telomere maintenance
Cellular component (GO): chromosome; nucleus
Molecular function (GO): protein binding; protein serine/threonine kinase activity
Source: RefSeq, a predicted model, not a curated record
UAGAUAAACAUGAAACGUCAUUUUGGAGCGAAAGUUUGUCAAGAGAAGACACACACGUAGCUGUCAUUUCGCCGAAGUUUUUUUUAUUUGCCCUGGUAAAAUGUAACGACAAAACUUUAAAAUUAAAAUAGUUACGCGAUAAGUCGCGGUGUCAAAGAAAUGGAAGGUCUAGAAAUGUCCGCCAUGAUUCCUGCUCUGCAGGAGUUAGCGAGUGCCGGCGCUGCGGAGUAUGACCAGGCUGUACAGAAACCUCGACAGAUCCUGUGUCAGUUUAUUGACAGGAUUCUGACAGAUGUGGAUGUUGUCGCUCUGGGCUUGAAUAAAAAGUCCUCCUCGGAGCCGGCCUGUGUCAUGUUACUAGACUUUGUGCAGCAUAUUGUCAAAUCCUCGUCACUGAUGUUCGCUAAUCCUGCCUGUGAACCGGCUGAAUAUCCAGAUGCUACACAGAACUGUGCUGACUUCAGUAAGUGGGUCGCAGUGCGUUUUCUUCGUGUAGCAGCAGCUCCAGACUGUGAUGUCAUCCACAGCUGCGUGUCUGCCGUGCUGUGCUCUUUACUUCACACUCUCACAGUCAGGGCGCCAUUUAUCUUCAAAGAACUCACUCAGGAACUCAUUCUACUGAUGCAGGACCUCAGUGACAUACUUUACGCCCACAUCAUCACCCUGACAGGACCGGGUAACGCUGUCGGACAAACACAGAAACAGUGGCCUGUUUCUCUUCAGCGCUUCAGUGUCUCCCCUAAUUCUUCCUCACCGUACCUCACCCCUUCUCCUCUUGUGCUCUCCUCGCCUGCCGCUCUGGAGUCCUUGACUGCGGUGACGAUUAGUGUCAUCACUGAUGUUCUGAGGGGAGUGAUUUCGAGUCGUGAUCUCAGCGUGGUCUGGGAGGUGGCGUGCUCCUUCCUGGCCAACGGGAACAGCAGGCUGAGGAAGCUCUCCAUGGUGGUACUGAGGAGACUCGUGGAGCUCAGAGGGUUUUCUGACCUUCAUGCUCACGACUUCUUCACAGCCUACCUUCACUUACUGGACACACAAACUACAGUAAACACGGGUUCAGAUGAACAGUCCUAUGAAGGGGAGCUGCUUCAUUUGACUCACUGUGUGUUUCAGAAUCCUGGUGCUUCUCACACACACGUUGGCUCUGUGUACCUCUCACAGAUGUUUGAGUGUGUUUGUACCCUUGCAGGGAAAGCUGAGGCCAAGCUAGGGUCAGAGGUCACUGAAUCCCUCUGCUUCCUGUUUAGCUUCUUACUCCGUGCAGCUUCAGUUUAUUCCGGAGCUGAAGCCUUGAGGCAGCAGCGAGUCACAGAGGUCUGCAGGACACUGGUUCAAACCAUUGGAACAGGACAUCAGGCUGAAUGUGCUGAAGGAUUUCUCCGUGCAGCACUCAAGGCUGAGACUGAUGUAGUGAUGCAGAAGUCAAUAGAUGGAGAAUCUGUGGCGAAGAAAACCUGUAAGAGCGCCACCAGCUCCCACAAUAAAACAGCAAAAACAUUAUGUGAGGUGGACAUGCGUCUUCAGAGCAGUGUGUGGUCUGUGGUGAACAGCCGUCUGGAAGAGCUGCUCAAGGUUCUGAACUCAGACUCUUCAUUACCUGAAGCCUCACAAACUCUGUCUGCUCUAGAGGGUCUGGCUGUCUGUCUUCACCUGGCUGCUUUCUGCUCCUCAGCCACCAGACUUCCUCAAACCCUGUGGAUUUCCACUGAGACUCUCAGCAGGGUUUUGAAAAGCUGUCAAUCAGUUUUAGAGGGCGGAGCUCAAACUGUAACAGACCAAGACUUCGUCCAGUCUCCUCUCCAGACCACCGCCAAAGUCCUGGAUUCUAUUGUUUAUCUGACAAUGAGGAACCAAAGUGAGGAUGGACUCCUGCGGCGAGUCUGUGCUCUGUUGUCUCUUCCCUGGAUUUCUGAGAACGAGACCAGCUCGGCCUAUUCCAGUUCAGGAUUCCCAUCCUGGGUUCUCACCUUGGCUCAGAAACUCAGCUCCUUCUACUCUCCUGAGGUCCAGGUGGAUUGUGUCUGCCUCCUCGCCCUUUUGCGGCAAGGUGUGUGUGACACAUGGCGUGUGUGUGUCUUCUCCAAAGCCCUCCAGAAUCCAGAAGAGAUGGUCAGAGCUGCGGCGGUACGAGCGGCCCCUCUUUUUCUUCAUCACGUGGGAAACCUGCAUUACAACCUCAUCAGAAAAGCUUUGAGUUCCAGGCUGGAGGACAGUUCGGAGCUAGUAAAGACAGAGUUGGCUCGGAUCAUCGGUCACUUGAGCUGCAUCCAAUCAGAGCUCUCCUCGCUGAGUGAACCAGAGGCUGGAUCUGAGCAUCUUUACAAAACCAUCUACCUACGUCUCAGGCUGACAGCAGAGCAUGCUGGGAACAGCUGUGCCUCUCUGAAGGCAAAUUUUGUGAGGCCAUUUCUGCCACUGCUCAUUCCAGAGGUUCAGAGUGGAGUCAAACAAGGUUUUCUGGAAGCUCUGCCGCAUCUUUGUCAACAUGUGAACCUGACUGGUGGAGACAGCGACUCCAGAGCAGUGCUCUGUGCUCUGAUUGGUCUAAUGGUGUCCUCCGAUUCAGCAGUCAGAAUAGGCUUCAGCCAAUCAAUACGUUUCCUGUUGAUGGAACGUUCCUGGAACUCUGAACAAAGCUGUUUGAAUGAACUGCUGGUUUCUCAUCUUAAAGAAGCUUUUAACCAUGCUAAAGUGAACAGAGAUGAUGAGCUGAGGAACACUCUCAUCCUGACCACUGGAGAGAUUGGCAGAGCAUCUCAGGGUAGUUUGGUGUCCUUCUCUCUGCUGCGGCUGCUCCACUGUCUGUUGUCCAAAUCAUCUGCCGUGUCUGUAGCAGCUUACGCUCAGAUCAGAGCUCUGGCCACGGCCAAAGGCCUCAAACUACAAACACUCUUCAGUCAGUACAAGAAUCCCAUUUGUCAGUUUCUGGUGGAGUCUCUUCAUUCACGCCACAUGUCGGGCCUGCGCAGCACACCUGACCAGAACAGUGAGUCAGCCAAUCAGAAAGAGAUGGCUCUGGACAUCUUGGCUCAGAUCGCUCAUGCGUUUGACUUCCCAGACCUCCAUCGCUUCCUCACUAAAACCCUCCAGGUGCUGCUGCCAUACCUGGCAGCAAAGGCCAGCUCUACGGGCUCCGCCCUCAUCCGAACACUAGCUAAUGAGCUGAAGGCCAACAGGAGAGAGAUUCUGAUCAACAACUUUAAAUACAUCUUCAGUCAUCUGGUCUGCUCCUGCACCAAGGAUGAGCUGGAGAGAGCCUUCCACUACCUACAGAGUGAGACAGAAAUUAAACUGGGCUCUUUACUCAGACAAGACUUCCAGGGUCUUCACAACGAACUGCUGCUGCGUCUGGGAGAACACUACCAACAGGUGUUUAACGGUCUGGCAAUUCUGGCUGCAUUUGCCUCCAAUGAUGAUCCGUACCAGGGUCCAAGAGACAUCACUACACCAGAGUGCAUGGCCGACUACCUUCAGCCAAAGCUGCUUGGAAUUCUUGCCUUCUUCAACAUGCAGCUGCUCAGCUCAAGCGCGGGAGAGAAGAAUCGGAAGAAAAUGGCUCUGACCAGUGUGAUGUCUCUGAUGAGACUGAUGGGAUCCAAACACAUCAGCUCUGUCAGAGUGAAGAUGAUGACGACGCUGCGUAUAGGCCUCAAAUACAGAGAGGACUACCCUCUGCUCUGCUGCCAGAUGUGGGACUGUUUUGUCAGAAGUGUGGAGACGUCACACUUAGGUCCUCUACUCAGCCACGUCAUUGUCGCCCUCCUCCCUUUGAUCCCCCUGCAGCCCAAAGAAACUGCUGCUAUCAUCCGCUUCCUCAUCAUUGACAACAGGGAAGAAGUCAACGACUACCUCCAUGAGAUUUACUUCCUCCCUGAUCACCCAGAGUUGAAGGACAUCCAUGGUGUUCUGCAGGAUUACAAGAAGCUCACCGCCAAAAGCAAUGACCUGGUGGCGGCGCUGCAGCUCUCCAUGAGAGCUGUCCAACACGAGAACGUGGACGUCAGGAUUCAUGCACUGACCAGUCUCAGAGACAUGAUGCACAGCAACCAGGAGUGGGUCCUGCGUCAGGUUUGUGCGAGUGAGGCGGUGGAGCCCGUCAUCUCCAGUUUGGUGUCCGUGCUGUUGAAGGGCUGCCAGGACUCCUCCCCAGAGGCCAGGCUGCUGUGUGGGGAGUGUCUGGGUGAGCUGGGCGCCGUGGACCCUGGACGUCUGGACCUGUCCCACACACUCACCCAUGGUGACCACAACACAUUUGUGAGUGGCGUUGAUGAUCCCAACUUUGCCUACGACCUGCUCACGGAACUCACCAGAACGUUCUUGGCUUAUGCUGAUAAUGUCAGAGCACAGGACUCUGCUGCUUAUGCAAUUCAGGAGCUGCUGUCCAUCUUCGAGUGCCGUGAAGGACGGAUCGACUCUUCAGGUCGUCGACUGUGGAGGAGGUUCCCGGAACAGAUCCAGGAAAUACUAGAACCUCACCUCAACAGCAGAUAUAAAAGCAGCCAGAAGGAGGUGAACUGGUCCAAACUGAAGAAACCAGUUUACUUGAGCAACAGAGGCAGUAGGUUCUCUGAUUGGUCAGCCACCUGGGCAGGCUAUCUCAUCAGUAAGGUGAGACAUGGUCUGGCUGGUAAGGUUUUCACUUGCUGCAGUUUCAUCAUCAAACACGACUACAAGGUCACCAUCUACCUGCUGCCUCACAUUCUGCUCUACAUGCUGCUGGGCUGCACAGCUGAGGAGCAGCAGGAGGUGACGGAGGAGAUGUUGACCGUACUGACAGAGGGCGACGGACAAGGAGGGGCUCGUGUCCAGGAGACGGCGUCCACACUGUCCCAGCUCAGCAUUCAGACGGUGUUCAGCAUGUUGUCUCACCUGAAACAGUGGAGUCGCCACAUCCUCUGCUCUAAAUCCAAACAAAACGGCAACAACUGUGCCCUUCCAGAGAGCGGGGAUUAUCAGCGUGUGGUGGCCUUCCUGAAGGGAAUUCCACAGGACGUUCUGGCCAAGGCUGCUCUACGGUCCAAAGCCUACACCCGUGCCCUCAUGCACUUUGAAGCUUACAUCCUGGAAAAUAAAGAGAACAUCCAGGACCAUCUCACCUUCCUGCAGACUCUCUACGCUGCUAUGCAUGAGCCUGAUGGAGUGAGAGGAGUCAACGCUCUGAGGAGGGAGGAGCCGUCACUGCGAGAACAGAUUCUGGAGCACGAGAGCAUCGGUCUGCUCCGAGACGCCACCGCCUGCUAUGACCGUGCCAUACAACUGGAGUCGGAGCAGAUUGGUCACUACCAUGGGGUGAUGACCUCCAUGCUCGGCCUGGGACAACUGUCCACAGUCAUCACUCAGGUUAAUGGAGUUCUGGCAAACAAGUCGCAGUGGAAGUCAGAACUCAACUCCUACAGAGUGGAGGCUGCCUGGAAGCUGGGACAGUGGGAUCUUCUGGAGGAUUAUUUGAGUUCAGACCGUCAGUCCAGUACCUGGGGUGUUCGACUCGGUCAGCUGCUGCUGUCAGCUAAGAAACAGGACGGAAAGAUGUUUUAUGAGAAGCUGAAACUCGUGAGGAAGGAGCAGGUGGUUCCUCUGUCUGCUGCCAGCUACGAGUGUGGGACCUACCAGAGAGGAUAUGAGUAUAUUAUCAGGCUCCACAUGCUGAGUGAACUGGAGCACAGUUUCACUGAUCUGCAAAAACAGAGGGAAACUUCAACUCCCAGACUCAGUCAGCUGCCUCCUCACUGGACCCAUCGGCUGGAGAUGACCCAGAAUUCCUUUAGGGCCAAGGAGCCAAUCCUGGCUCUCCGUCGUGCGCUGCUCAGUCUGGGAUCUCAGUCUGUGUGUAAGGAGCUGGUGGGUGAGUGUUGGCUACAGAGCGCCCGUGUCGCCAGAAAGGCAGGACACCAUCAAACUGCCUUCAACGCUCUCCUAAACACAGAAAACACACAUCUGGCCGAGCUGGUGACAGAGAAGGCCAAGUGGCUCUGGUCUAAGGGUGACGUCCACCAGGCUCUGAUCGUCCUGCAGAAAGGAGUGGCACAGUGUUUCCCUGACGACGUGUCACUGACAGACUCUCGAAGUCUGCAGACCAAAGGCAAAGCCAUGCUGCUGGUGGGACGCUUCAUGGAGGAGACGGCCAACUUUGAGUCCAACGCUGUCAUGAAAACGUACAAGGAUGUGACCACUCUUCUCCCAGAGUGGGAGGAUGGAAACUUCUACUUGGCCAAAUACUACGACAAAGUGAUGCCAAUGGUGACUGAAAACAAGAUGGAGAAACAGGGAAACCUGAUCAGAUACAUUGUCAUGUACUUUGGAAAUGCCUUAAAAUAUGGAAACCAGUACAUUUACCAGGCCAUGCCUCGAAUGUUGUCUCUCUGGUUGGAUUUUGGAGCCAAAGUGUGUGAAUGUGAAAAAGCCGGUCGAGUAGACAGACAGAUGCGACAGGAACUGACUAAAAUCAACGCUGUCGUCAGUGAACACUGUGAAAAUCUGGCGCCGUAUCAGUUCCUGACGGCUUUCUCUCAGCUCAUCUCCAGAGUCUGUCACUCCAGUGACGAUGUCUUUGCUGUUCUCAUGGCAAUCGUAGCCAAAGUCUUCUUGGCCUACCCUCAGCAGGCUAUGUGGCUGAUGACUGCUGUCUGCAAGUCCUCCUACCCCAUGCGUAUGAACCGCUGUAAUCAGAUUCUUAAGAAGGCCAUCAGUCUGAAACAGUCUCUGGAGAAAUUCAUUGGAGAUGCAACCAGACUGACUGACAAGCUGCUGGAGCUCUGCAACAAACCGGUGGACGGGAACAGCGCCACCCUCAGCAUGGCUGUUCACUUCAAACAGCUGAAACGUUUGGUGGAAGAGUCGACUUUCAGCCAAAUUCUGAUCCCGCUUCAGUCGGUGCUCAUCCCUACGCUGCCCUCUACAGAAGGGGCAAACACACAGCACGACGCCUUUCCUGGACACUGGGCUUAUUUGGACGGAUUUGAAGACAGUGUGGAGAUCCUGGCCUCCUUACAAAAACCUAAAAAAAUCAGUCUGAAGGGCUCGGACGGACGGAGCUACACCAUGAUGUGCAAACCCAAGGAUGACCUGAGGAAGGACUGCAGACUGAUGGAGUUCAACUGCCUCAUCAACAAGUGCCUUCGUAAAGACGCAGAGUCGAGGCGGAGAGAGCUACACAUUCGAACCUACGCUGUCAUUCCCCUCAACGAGGAGUGUGGCAUCAUCGAGUGGGUCAACAACACUGCUGGACUUCGACACAUUCUCAUAAAGCUGUACAAAGAAAGAGGCAUCUACUUGUCAGGCAAAGAGCUCCGGAAACUCAUCUUACCAAAACAGGCUCCUUUCGAGGAGAAGUUCCGAAUCCACAAGGACAUUCUCUGUGCUAGACACCCACCUGUAUUCUACGAGUGGUUCCUCAGGACCUUUCCUGACCCCACAUCAUGGUACAGCAGUCGUUCUGCCUACUGUCGCUCCACUGCUGUGAUGUCCAUGGUGGGCUACAUCCUGGGUCUGGGAGAUAGACAUGGAGAAAAUAUCCUCUUUGACUCCUUCACUGGGGAUUGCGUUCACGUCGACUUCAACUGCCUCUUUAACAAGGGGGAGACAUUUGAUGUACCUGAGGUUGUUCCUUUCCGUCUGACUCAAAACAUGGUCCAUGCCAUGGGUCCUAUGGGAACUGAAGGUUUAUUCAGACAGGCCUGUGAGGUCACACUGAGACUAAUGAGAGACCAGAGGGAGCCGCUUACAAGUGUGCUGAAGACCUUCCUUCAUGACCCCCUGGUGGAGUGGAGCAAAAAAGCCAAAGGACUUGUGAAAACUCAGGCCAACGAGACUGGAGAGAUUGUCAAUGAGAAGGCCAAAACCCACGUGUGUGACAUUGAGCAGCGUCUGCAGGGCGUCAUAAAGAGCAGGAACAAAGUGAUGGGUCUUCCUCUGUCAAUAGAGGGACAUGUCCACUACCUCAUACAGGAGGCUACAGAUGACAAGCUGCUGUGUCAGAUGUACCUGGGAUGGGCACCUUACCUAUAAUAUAUUUAAAGACAAGUCUAGAGUAUAAGGGAUGUUGUGUUCAUGUUGCAAAAGAAACAUUAAAUGUUUUCAUGAAGAAAUAUAUCUGUAUAAUAUUUCCUUGUUCUCCCGUUCAGUUGUAAUUUAAAUUUAUAUAUGGUGAAUUUCUGUACAGGGUCUUGUUAUAAAGGAAUUUUUCCUAA